GCGUUCUGUCACCACGCUGGAACGCACUGCAGCUGCUCAUGGCUUCAGCAGAGGGGGAGACCCUAAACUUCAAUGUGGGGGUGCUGGGCCACAUCGAUAGCGGGAAGACUUCGCUGGCCAAGGCCUUGAGCACCACCUCUUCCACUGCUGCCUUCGAUAAGAACCCACAGAGCCGGGAGAGGGGCAUCACCCUGGACCUGGGCUUCUCUUCCUUUACCGUGCCCAACCCUGAACACCUGAGUCACACCGGCUACAGCCGCCUCCAGUUCACCCUGGUGGACUGUCCGGGUCAUGCCUCCCUCAUCAGGACCAUCAUAGGAGGUGCACAGAUUAUCGAUCUGAUGAUGCUGGUCAUCGACGUGACAAAGGGCAUGCAGACGCAGUCAGCGGAGUGCCUGGUCAUAGGCCAGAUUGCCUGCAACAAGAUGGUGGUAGUGUUAAAUAAAACAGACUUGCUUCCGGAAAACAAGAGGCAGGCGGCUAUUGACAGAAUGACCAAGAGGAUGCAGAAGACGCUGGAAAGUACAAAAUUCCACGGGUCUCCUAUCAUUUCUGUGGCUGCUAAACCAGGCGGACCCGAAGCUCCGGAGUCUGUGACUACUCAGGGAAUAUCCGAGCUUAUUGAGCUCUUGAAGUCUCAGGCCUAUCUUCCCCGCAGAGAUCCCUCGGGGCCUUUCCUUAUGGCAGUUGACCACUGUUUCUCCAUCAAGGGUCAGGGCACGGUGAUGACAGGCACCGUCCUCUCCGGCUCCGUCAGUCUCAAUGACAAUGUGGAGAUCCCAGCCUUAAAGGUGACCAAAAAAGUGAAGAGCAUGCAGAUGUUUCACCGCCCGGUAAACAGCGCCAUGCAAGGGGACCGGCUGGGCAUCUGCGUCACUCAGUUCGAUCCCAAGCUGCUGGAAAGAGGACUUGUCUGCACCCCGGAGUCCUUGCACACCAUCCACGCCGCCAUCAUAUCCGUGAAUAAGAUAUCGUACUUCAAGGGAUCGCUCAGCACCAAAGCCAAGUUCCACAUCACGGUCGGCCAUGAAACCGUCAUGGGGAAGGUGAUGUUUUUCAGUCUUCCUCCUCACCUCAACCAAGAAGAACCCACGGACGGUUUUGACUUUGGGAAAGAGUACUCGUACCAGGAGAGCUACCUCACCAAGGAUUCCACAGCUUCAGAGCAGGACAAGGCGGAUGACCAACAUGGGUCUGAUCUCCAUCCCAAGCAGCAGUGGGCCCUCUUGGAGUUUGAGAAGCCAGUCACGUGUCCCAAGUUGUGCCUUGUCAUUGGCUCGAAGCUGGACACUGACAUUCAUUCCAACACGUGUAGGCUAGCUUUCCACGGGGUGCUUCUGGAGGGGGCGGAAGACAAAAAUUAUGCUGAGACCUUACUUCCCAAGCUGAAGGUCUUCAAAAUGAAGCACAAGGAAGGGCAAGUCGAGAGGGUGAAUGACGAUUACAGCGUGAUUGGACGCUCGCUCUUCAAAAAGGAGACGAACAUGCAGCUGUUUGUGGGGCUGAAGGUCAAGCUGUCCACCGGAGAGGACGGGGUGAUCGAAGGGAGCUUCGGACAGAGCGGGAAGUUCAAAAUCAGAAUCCCCAAUGGUCUGAAGCCUGAGACCAAGCAGGUUCUCAGCGCCUCCUCCAAAAAGAAGUCCAAAGGAAAUAAAGGAGAUGGAGAAAACCAGAAGGAAGAGGAUGUUCGUCCGGAAGGCCAGGCCGUGCUCAUCACGCUGGGGUUUAAGAGAUACGUGUUUGACCCACAGAAGAAAAUGACUCAGUCGUGAUUCCUUACCUACAGUGGCAAGAAGUUGGCAUGGCAUGA
Nanorana parkeri is the source of this 1810-nucleotide messenger RNA. RefSeq names its product eukaryotic elongation factor, selenocysteine-tRNA specific (gene EEFSEC). The transcript has 7 exons. Bases 39 to 1772 code for a protein of 577 amino acids. The record is from RefSeq and is a predicted model, not a curated record. Lineage: Eukaryota; Metazoa; Chordata; Amphibia; Anura; Dicroglossidae. Gene Ontology annotation, molecular function: translation elongation factor activity; GTPase activity; GTP binding. Gene Ontology annotation, biological process: selenocysteine incorporation.